This is a messenger RNA of Didymodactylos carnosus, 3069 nucleotides long. The record is from the annotation of a GenBank genome assembly. Lineage: Eukaryota; Metazoa; Rotifera; Eurotatoria; Philodinida; Philodinidae.
AUGCCAGGCAAAAAGAAAGGCAAAGGCAAAGGAAAGAAGAAAGGUUCAGAAAAGAAGGCAGAUGAAGCUGGAAAUGCGGAACCAGAAAUUCAAAUGGAAGAAAAAACAAAACAGUAUUAUAUGACACAAAUUACUACACUCAGAAAAAAAGUAACAAAUUUACAAGCUCAAUGUGAUAAGUAUUUAGUAUCUCAACAAGAUAAUAUGGCUCGCAUAGAAUCAUUAAAAGAAAUUCGUCUUGGAUCACGGACAUUUUUGACUCGACAAAUGGAUGAAAUUAAUUUUGAAAUUAAUAACUAUAAUCAACAGUUAAGAGAAUUAGACGAAGCCAAAGAAAAUGAACGAUCAGAUUUACUGAAACAAAUAAACGAAUUGAGAACAAGAGAUUUACAAGAAACAAGGGAAAAGAAUGAAAACGAAAACCACAUGUUACGUUCAAAACUGAACUCAUUGGAUGAAUUAAAGAGUAAAAAAGAAGCACUAUUAAGUCAAAUCGAUGAAUUAGAUUCCAAAUUAAAAGAACAAGAACAUGAAUACAACGAAGAAAUCUAUUACAAAGAGAAAGAUGCCGUUUUAGAAAAAGAUAGAUUGCGAAAAGAUAUGGGUUCUCGUGUAAAUGAUUUAUCAUCUGAAUUUCGUCGUGUUUCAAAAAUGCAAGUUGUCCAAACAACGAGACAAAUAAUUCUAGAAAAUGUUCGAUUAAAUCAGAAAAUGAUUGGAAUCGAAGAUGAAAACAAUCAAACAGAAUUAAAGAAUGGAAAAAUAAGAGAAGGGAAAAAGACUUUAUCAUUAGAGUUGAGCCUAUUAGAAGAACGAGAACGAAUGAUGGCUAAAAAACAGAAAAAAACAAAUCAGCUUAUUGAAAAAUUAACGGAUGAAUGUUCAACAAAUGAACGAUUCAUUCAAAAUUUAGAAGAAAAAGUGUCCGCACUUGAAGAUACACGAAAUUUAAUUGAACAAUUAGAAGAGAUGAACGAGCGAGCAGAAAAACAGAGUUAUCAAGCAAUUGAAGAAAAUGAAUUAUUACGUCGAACAGUAUCUCAACGUGAAGAAUCAUUGUCUAAACUGGAGCAUGAAAAUGAAAAAACACAACAAAUUAUUGAUAAUGUCGUAGAAGCAUUAGAACAGGCAAUAGAGUUAGGCGUAGGUCCGAAGCUAAAUGAUUUAGCUAAAGAAACAUCAUCACCGAUAGGCUUUUUCUCAAAUAACUUAUUUGAACCACAACAUGACGAAAGAAGCUUAUCGCCACCGGUUCGUUUGGGUGCAUUGAAAAAAGUCACAUCAAAAUCAGUUGGAGUACAAACGUCUGUUUCUAAUCGGGUAAAAUCCAGUCCCGUAUCAAAUGCAACAUCGAUCAGAAUCGUUGUUGAAAAAUAUAAACGAAAAAUGGGUCCCAAAAAAGAUAAAGGCAAAGGUAAAAAGAAAAAAGAUAAAGGACCAGCAGUACCUGAUUAUGUGGCCGAAAAGCCGCUUAGUGAAAAUGAUAAAAAAUUCUAUACAAUGCAAAUUGAAAUACUCGAAAGACAAUACGUCCAAUAUGAAAAACGCUGUGCUGAACUAAAAGAACGUCAGAAACAAGAAUUUGAUCAAGUAAAAACAUUGGAACAAGAUUUUGAAUUGCUUAAGUAUGCUAAAAAACAAUUGGAACAAAAAGAAGAAGAAAUUCAAGACUUAAAAGAUCGUAUUGUUGGUCUAUCACAAGCAAAAGAUUUAGAAAAAGAAAUGUUAGAAAAACAGUUAAUUGAUUUACGAACAGAAAUACACGAUUUAAAAGAACGUUAUGAAGCAGAAAAUAAUGAAUUAAGAAAUCAAGUUAAUGAUUUGGAAAAUUUUCGUAAUAAACAAGAACAUUAUUUAGCACAACGAAAAAAUCAACAAGAAACAUUAAAAUUAAAAGAACAAGAACAUUACAACAAAUUGGAAAGAAUUAAGAAAAAAGACCAACAAGAUCGUGACAGAUUAAAACGUGAUAUGGUUCAGCGUGUGAAUGCUGUUGCAUCGGAAUUUCGUCGUGCAUCAAAUAAACAAAUGGCUGAGACAACAAAACGAACGAUUAAUGAAAAUGCACGAAUUGAACAAACUUUAAAUGACAUGGAAGAAAAUUCAUCAAGAGUUAACGUUGAAAGUGGACAAAUUGAAGACGGAAAUGUUAAUAUGGGAAAAACUGUUCGAAUUUUAGAAAAAAAAGAGCAGGAACAUGCGUUUCAACAUGCAACAUCGGCUGAGGUCAUACAAUUACUUGCAAAUAUGCUCCGUAGUCAAGAAGAAAUAAUUACAGAAAAUCAAGAACGUCUCUGUCAAAUGAAUGAAAUUGAACGACGAAUGCAAGAUUUAAGAGCGGCAUUAUUCAGUAACGAAAAAAAUUAUUCGGAUAAAAAACAUCAGAAUCAUUCCUACGAAAAUCGACUAAGAACUCUUGAUAAUGAAUUAGUUGGUGCAACGAAUGAAAACGCCCGAAUAAUGUCAAACUUACGAGAUGCUGUAUCUGUGAUCACAGAUGCAUUAAAGACUAAACGACAAAAUAAUGAAAAAGCAUUGGUACCAUUACAUUUGAGUGCAUCUAAUUUUUCUGUGACAAAAGAUUCAGUUGAAUCGGGAAAUCUUUUUAAACAAUUACAUCAAAUAUUGACAAAUGAACCGAGUGAAGAACAAAUUCAUCAUAUAUUAGAAGAAAGAAAAUUUAAUGAAGAAAUUGGUCAAUUGGAAAAUGGUCAAGAAAAAACGUUAACCAUAAAAGAGUAUAAUAAACGUCGUGAUAAUUUACACUAUCGUCUUGGUGAUAUGGGUUUAGUACCGCGAAAAGAUGCUGAAUUAUUUACGAAUUUUGAAAAAAUGCAACGUCUUUAUCCACAACGUGAAAAAAUUACACUAAGGAAAGAUUCGAAAAAAUCGGUUGCUGUACAAACACCUGGUCUCACAAAAGGGUUUUCUGAUAUAUCUAUGGAUCAACUUGCACCAUAUGAUGAUAAAAAUUCAACAACACGACUAUUAUUCGAUCGACCUGAAUUACCUAAACGAAUACCGCAUUCUAUUUCAGCUACAAAUAGAGUUGUGCAAUAUGUGUUUUGA